AUGUGGUGUUUGUUUUUAAUUUUAAUCAAUAUUUUACGAAUAAAGGGUGGUUCACAAUUUAGUAAUUGCCUAGGUAAUUUAAAUUAUCAAGGAAUUAUUGACUAUACUAAGAACGAUCCUGGAAUAUAUAAUUAUGGAUUCACUUAUGGUUGUUAUAAUGGCAAAUGUUCUGGAUUUCCCAAUCCUUUCUCCGAAUUGGAUAUAACUUUUCAGUGCGUUAAUAUGAGUCGAUCGACUUUUUGCAUUACUACCGGUUCCAGUAGGACUGGCGCAUAUGGAGGUUUAUGUGGAGGAAUAGUGGGUAAUACAAUAGCAACUAAUUUUUCGAAUGCGAAUGACUCAAAUAGGUGUCCUUCUCUUGAUGCUGUAGCUAAUGCACUAUCGAUUGGUCCGACUACUGAUAUGGCUUUCACCUGGUUAUGUUGUGAUAAUUCUUUAAAUAGUUGUAGACCACUAAGUAAUGUCCCGGUAAAUAAUGGUUGGGCAACAACAAACUGCGGUCAUGGUAUCUCAUUCAACAGUUUAAUGUGUUUCGCUGAUAAUGGCGGUUGGUCAUGCGCUGGUGGUCAGGACAAUGUAGUGGCUGUCAACAAAAAACCGGUAUUUUCUAUAUAUACGGGUAUUAGCUCAUCUAGCAUUAAUAGAUGCGCGUUACAACUGGAAGGAAUAGG
Molecule: messenger RNA, 671 nt
Organism: Racocetra persica
Lineage: Eukaryota; Fungi; Glomeromycota; Glomeromycetes; Diversisporales; Gigasporaceae
Source: the annotation of a GenBank genome assembly